AUGGGGAAGAGCGACCCAGUGACGAGACUUGGUAGUUUAAUUGCGAGCUUCUCCAUCAUUGUUCGCAAUUUCUUGGUGAUUGAGAUCUGCCUUCACUAUGGUGUGCUCGUUCCUAUGAAAUUAUAUAAUUUUCACAAUGUUACUGGAGGAUGGGUGAUGAACGAUGAGGCAAACUCUCACUGGUUAUCAGUCAUUCAACAACUCACUACCGGACACCAGUGGUUGAUCGAAAAUCUGGGAUAUACACCACGAAACAGCUGGUCCAUUGAUCCGUUCGGCCAUUCCAGCACUCAGCCAUACUUGCUAAAGCUGGCUGGUUUCGAAAAUUCCUUGAUUCAGCGCAUACAUUACAGAAUUAAGAAAGAGUUGGCCCGCGACAGACAUUUAGAAUUCAGAUGGCGACAAUUGUGGGAUGGAACGGGCAAAACAGAUAUGUUUACACAUAUGAUGCCAUUCUAUUCAUAUGACGUACCUCACUCCUGUGGCCCAGAUCCUAAGAUAUGUUGCCAAUUUGACUUCAAGAGAUUACCCGGUAAUGGCGUGAAUUGUCCUUGGGGGAUGGCUCCAAUUAAAAUCAUUCAGAAAAAUGUAGCUGAAAGAGCGUCAUUAAUAUUGGACCAAUGGCGUAAGAAAUCACAACUGUACCGGAGCAAUGUGGUACUGUUUCCUCUCGGUGACGACUUCCGGUACGACCGUAAGAAUGAAUGGGACAACCAGUAUUCGAACUAUGAAAUGUUGAUAGAUUAUAUCAAUAAUAAUGACGCCUGGAACGCGGAGGUGCUGUACUGCUGA
This is a messenger RNA of Pieris macdunnoughi, 792 nucleotides long. The record is from the annotation of a GenBank genome assembly. NCBI's taxonomy places the organism in Eukaryota, Metazoa, Arthropoda, Insecta, Lepidoptera, Pieridae.